Messenger RNA from Candida dubliniensis CD36, 522 nucleotides. It is a transcript of the gene ARC19, whose product is annotated as Arc19p. Gene Ontology annotation, molecular function: actin filament binding. Gene Ontology annotation, cellular component: actin cytoskeleton; Arp2/3 protein complex. Gene Ontology annotation, biological process: actin filament polymerization; Arp2/3 complex-mediated actin nucleation. The coding region runs from base 1 to 522 and encodes 173 amino acids. The transcript is spliced from 2 exons. NCBI's taxonomy places the organism in Eukaryota, Fungi, Ascomycota, Pichiomycetes, Serinales, Debaryomycetaceae. The record is from RefSeq and is a predicted model, not a curated record.
AUGUCACAAUCAUUAAAACCUUACCUUACGGCAGUUCGAGCAUCACUUACUGCUGCUAUAUGUUUAGAAGAUUUUUCUUCACAAUUAAUUGAAAGACAUAAUCGACCAGAAAUUGAAGUAUUACCUACUAGAAUCCAUAAUCCAGAAUUAAUUUUAAAUCCAAUGAUUAUUGCUCGUAAUGAAAAUGAAAAAAUUUUAAUUGAAUCAAGUAUAAAUUCAAUUAGAAUUCUGAUUAAAAUUAAACAAGCUGAUGAAAUUGAAACCAUAUUAGUUCAUAAAUUUACUCGAUUUUUAACUAGUAGAGCAGAAAAUUUUUUUAUAUUAAGAAGAACUCCUAUUAAAGGUUAUGAUAUAUCAUUUUUAAUUACAAAUUUUCAUACUGAACAAAUGGUUAAAGAUAAAUUAGUUGAUUUUAUUAUUGAAUUUAUGGAAGAUGUUGAUAAAGAAAUUAGUGAAAUGAAAUUAUUUUUAAAUGCUAGAGCUAGAAUUGUUGCUGAAUCAUUUUUAAUCCCAUUUGAUUAA